Cavia porcellus (domestic guinea pig) is the source of this 3224-nucleotide messenger RNA. It is a transcript of the gene Irak2, whose product is annotated as interleukin 1 receptor associated kinase 2. Lineage: Eukaryota; Metazoa; Chordata; Mammalia; Rodentia; Caviidae. The record is from RefSeq and is a predicted model, not a curated record. Bases 235 to 1914 code for a protein of 559 amino acids. The transcript has 12 exons. Gene Ontology annotation, cellular component: plasma membrane; cytoplasm; nucleus. Gene Ontology annotation, molecular function: protein binding; ATP binding; protein kinase activity. Gene Ontology annotation, biological process: protein phosphorylation; cellular response to lipopolysaccharide; interleukin-1-mediated signaling pathway.
GGCCAUGACUCGUCCCAUCUCAGUGAUGACCCCAUGCUGGACUAUGGGUGAUGAUGAUGGCCAGACCUCUGACUUUAGCUGUCUUGCUUAUGUGUGCCCCUGAAGGGCCACUCUGAGUUCGCUUCCUGCUUCUCCAGGGUGCAGUGCAGUGCUUGGCUUGUUUUCCCGUGGCCCUUCCACUUCCUGGCCUCCUACGUGAUCACAGACCUGACCCAGCUGCAGAGGAUCAAGGCCAUGGAGCGCGUGCAGGGUGUGAGCAUCACGAGGGAGCUGCUGUGGUGGUGGGGCAUGCGGCAGGCCACAGUGCAGCAGCUGCUUGACCUCCUGGGCCACCUGGAGCUGCACCGCGCUGCCCACAUCGUCCGGAGCUGGAAGCAGGGUCCUGAAACCAGCUCUUCCCUGCCAGCUUUCCCAGGGCCUGUGCCACCAGGAUCUGCAGCGGCUUUCCUAAGAAGCAGUGAGGAGGACCAGGAUGUGGGGAAGCCCCUGGAGCCGGCUGCCUGUCAGGGCCGAGGGGGUGCUCUGCCCAGAGCCCGCCAGCUGGCUUCUGUGCUGCUGCUGUCUGAAGAGGACACUGCCUGCCCCAUAAAGACUGACUCCCCUGCGACACUGCACUCCAAGAAUUUCAGCACUUCUGUUCCUAAGCAAGCAAGACCUCUGAGCUGUUCUGGAGCCAGCCUUCUCUGGAGCGAGGCAGACGUGAUCCAGGCGACCAGCAACUUCCACCCAAGCCACAGGAUUAGUAGCAGCACAUUCGCUGAUGUGUACCGAGGGCAGAGGCAUGGGGUGCCCUUGGUUGUCAAGCAGCUCCGGGUGGUAGGUGAGGGGGCUUCUCCAGGCACUGUGGCUGGACAUAAGGGGCCAGGCCUUUGGCACCGAUGCCUGUCUCCCCAGGCAGCCUGCUCUGCUUCAGUGUCACUGGAAAGGUUCCUCCGGGCAGAAGUGCAAGUUUGCCUCAGAUGCUGCCACGCCAAUGUGUUGCCUUUACUGGGCUUCUGCACUGGAGGACAGUGUCACAGCCUGAUCUACCCCUACAUGGCAAAUGGUUCUCUACAGGACAGACUGCAGGGCCAGGACAGCUCAGACCCUCUGCCCUGGACCCAGCUUGUCAGCAUCUGCUCAGGGCUACUGUGUGCUGUCGAGCACCUGCAUGGCCUGGAUAUCAUUCACGGCAACGUCAAGAGCUCCAACAUUUUGCUGGAUGAAGAAUUCACCCCUAAGCUGGCUCAUCCAGUGGUUCAGUUGUGUUCUGUCGACAAAAGGUCAGAAUACACGGUGAUGAAGACCCACCUUUUCCAGGCCUCUGCAGCAUAUGUGCCAGAAGAUUUCAUCAGGGUCGGGCAACUGACCAAGCGCGUGGACAUCUUCAGCUGUGGGAUAGUGCUGGCAGAGGUCCUUACUGGCAUGCCUGCAAUGGACAGUGACCGGAGCCCCGUGUACCUGAAAGAUUUACUUCUCAGUGAAAUUCCAAGCUCCAGGAAACCAGGGGUUCAGAAGGUGAUGGCAAAGGAGAUCUGCCAGAAAUACUUGAAAAAGAGAGGUGGAUCCCUGCCUGAGGACUGUACUGAGGCCUUGGCCACAGCUGUCUACCACUGCCUGUGGAGGCGCAACAGUAGCUUGUGGGAGGCCCGGAGUUCCGUGGUUGCCGUGGAGGAGCGGCUCCGAGCGCCAGGCGCACUGCUGCAGUGGAGCGGGCUCUCUGCAGGUGCCGGCUGCCCCGCCAACACCCCCGUGGAGACCGGUGACGUAGACUUCGCGGGCCUCCAGGCUGCGGUCUCCGCGACGGCGGCGAACAGUGCGGCUCCAGAGACUUCAUGGAAAAUUGAGAUAAAUGAAGCCAAAAGGAAACUGAUGGAGAAUAUCCUGCUCUACAAAGAGGAGAAACUGGACAGCAUUGAGCUUUUUGGACCCUGAUGACUAGAAGAAGCUGAGGAUUCUUGUCCUUGAGUGGAAAGACAAGUGUCUAAACCAGGAAAUGGCUGAGGCAGAAACCAGUGUCUGGCAAGAAACACACAGAGCAAGCAUUAGCUCUCCCAGUGCCCUUUCACUAAUGAGCCAGGGAGAAGGGAUCUCAGCUUUCUUUUCUGGCUUUUUUUUUUGGUGAUAUUGUAGUGAAUCUAUGGUAUUGAAUUAGGUCAGUGCUCUGCCACUGAGCUGCACCCCCAGCCAUUUAUAUUUUUUAUUUCGAGGUAGCCUCCAUAAGUUGCCUUUGCUGGCCAUGAACUUGUGAUUUUUCUGCCUCAGGCUCCUGAGUAGCUGGAAUUACAGGCCUGUGCCACUGUGUCUGCCCGCUAUAACUUCAGCUUUUUUUUUUUUUUUUUUCCUAAUUUUGUGUUUUGAAGCCAAGGCUUUCACACUGAGCUCUACCCCAUCAUUUUUUUAUUUUUUAUAUUGAGACAGUGUCUUAGUAAGUUGCUGAAUUGCCUAGACUGGGCUUCAACUUGAGAUCUUUGAGCCUUACUACUUGGGGAUUGUAGGGAGGCACCAACACACACAGCAGAACCUCAGGUUUUACUGACCAAGAAAAAACAAAAAAUCCAAGAAGUGCUCAUCCUGUCUGAGAUUUGUAGGUCAGAGCAUGGUAUCAUAGGAUCACAGGAACAGAAGCUAAAAGCUUGGAACACAGGGCCAGGAUGUAGGCUAUUUGGGGUUCUGCGAGCCCAUGAUGGUAACCACCUCAAUACAAACUGUUACCUCAGCAGCUAUCACCUCUUGACAGUAGACAGCUGAGGAGAAGUUCUAUGAUGAGUUCUCCAGAAUUAAGCCCCUGUGAGUCAUAUUUGCCAACAACCACCUGCAAACUUCCAUUGCAUGAAGAUUUUUAGCUUGUGUCCCCACGCAGUUCUGAUUCACCUGUCAAGAUCUCAAGUUUUACGAAUACCACCCACCUGGGAGAGGACUCAUAGGCUUCCUGCACCCUCUGUUGGUAAUCUUGCCACCCGUGGGUAUUUAUUAACUACCUGCUCAGUACCUUUAUCCUUUCAUCCCGCUAUUUGAGAAUGUGUUAUUUAUGGCAACAUGGAGCAUCGAGAGAAUUAGUCUUAUGUCUGAUUUUACGGCUAAUUAAGUUGAUCAUUUAAUUUCUAGGGCCUCAGUUUCCUGGUAAGGUUUCAGCUCUUUUUACCUGCCUUAGUGUUGGGGGGAUGGGUGCAGUGACGGCAGAAGCACUUUCAAAAUGCACUUGUUCUGUUUUAUAAGAUAAAUAAAAAGACAUGAAAUGUGUA